Hansenula ciferrii is the source of this 888-nucleotide messenger RNA. It is a transcript of the gene TRM8, whose product is annotated as tRNA (guanine46-N7)-methyltransferase. The transcript has a single exon. Gene Ontology annotation, molecular function: tRNA (guanine(46)-N7)-methyltransferase activity. Lineage: Eukaryota; Fungi; Ascomycota; Saccharomycetes; Phaffomycetales; Wickerhamomycetaceae. The coding region runs from base 1 to 888 and encodes 295 amino acids. Gene Ontology annotation, biological process: tRNA methylation; RNA (guanine-N7)-methylation. The record is from RefSeq and is a predicted model, not a curated record. Gene Ontology annotation, cellular component: tRNA methyltransferase complex.
AUGUCCGAGGAAAGAGAAACUAGACAUGCCAAAAGACAAAGACUUCAGUCUCAAUCUGAAAAAAGAUUACAAUAUCGUGAAGAACAAGAAAUUAAAAGAAAAAAUUUAAAACAUGUUAAAAUUGAUGAAAAUUUAAUUAAAGAUCAAGAUUCAAAUGAUUCUAAAUUACCAAUCAAAAGAUUCUAUAGACAAAGAGCUCAUUCAAAUCCUUUUAGUGAUCAUAAAUUAGAAUAUCCAAGAUCUCCAGAUCAAAUGAAUUGGUCAAAAUUUUAUCCAAAAUUUGUUGAUGAAACAACUGGUAAAUUAUCAAAACAAGUUACAAUUGCAGAUAUUGGUUGUGGUUAUGGUGGAUUAAUGAUUGAUUUAUCACCAGCUUUCCCAAAUAAUUUAAUCCUAGGAAUGGAAAUUCGUGUUCAAGUUACAAAUUUUGUUGAAGAUCGUAUAAUUGCAUUAAGACAACAACAUUUUAAAGAAGAUAAAUUUCAAAAUAUUAAUGUAUUAAGAGGUAAUGCAAUGAAAUUUUUACCAAAUUUUUUCCAAAAGUCACAAUUAGAAAAAAUGUUUUUUUGUUUCCCUGAUCCUCAUUUUAAACAAAGAAAACAUAAGGCAAGAAUUAUUACAAAUACUUUAUUAAGUGAAUAUGCUUAUGUUUUAAAAGAAGGUGGUAUUAUAUAUACCAUAACUGACGUUAAAGAUUUACAUGAUUGGAUGGUUAAACAUCUAGAUGAACAUCCAUUAUUUGAAAGAUUAGAUGAAAAUUUCGAAAAAAAUGAUGAAUGUGUGAAGAUAAUGUUUAAUAGUACAGAAGAAGGUAAAAAAGUUGAAAGAAAUAAAGGGGAUAAAUUCUUUAAAUGUUAUAAAAGAUUACCAGAUCAUCCAAAACUCUGA